Molecule: messenger RNA, 1609 nt
Organism: Macrosteles quadrilineatus (aster leafhopper)
Lineage: Eukaryota; Metazoa; Arthropoda; Insecta; Hemiptera; Cicadellidae
Product: UNC93-like protein MFSD11
Exons: 9
Coding region: 216-1565 (449 amino acids)
Source: RefSeq, a predicted model, not a curated record
UUCAAAAGUAACCAGUUUAGUCCUAUGUUAGUAAAAAUUUUAUUACAGAAGCCUUCAAAUAACUUUUAAAAUUGAUAGUGAUGUGAUAAUGUAAUAGCUUAAUGGUCAUUGGUCAUUAUCCCCAAACCUGAUGAUCUUGUGGUUAUUGGAACUAAACAUUUCCAGUACAUGGCCACAUGAAUAGGAUUAGAAGAUAAUCUAUUCAGUGAAUCAAAAUGAUCCCUACGACAUUUAAUCCGAAAUUAUGGAAUGUGAUUUAUUUGGGGUUCUGCUUUAUGGUACUAUUUACAGCAGAUUACACAGUUACAAAUAUGCAGAAAACUUUAAUAACAAGCAUCCACGAGGAGAGGCCGGAGUUCUUGGUGGAUGGUUACACGAGUCUUGGCAUCACAUACACAGUAUUUGCUCUGAGUUUGUGGCUCGGUCCCUCUAUGGUGAGCCUGACCGGCCCUCGAUACGGCAUGGCCCUAGCUGCUCUUGGUUACACGAUAUACAUAUUUGCAUUUAACCUGGAGGCAGCUUGGGCAAUCUACGCAGUGACUGUGAUCGGAGGUGUGUCGGGCGGAUUAUUAUGGACUGCGGAGGGAAAUUAUCUUGUGCUUAACUCGGACUCCUCCAACAUCUCACGAAAUGUUGGCAUAUUCUGGGUAUUCCUCCAAUCAUCAUCCCUCUGCGGAAACAUUUUUACAUUCAUCAAGUUUGAAGGGAAAAGCAGAAUUGAUGGUGACACUCGGAGACAAGUUAUUUGGGUGUUGGGAGGUGUUGCUGCUGCAUCUAUUUUGGCAUUCCUCUUAAUGCGAGAUAUCAAAACAAAACCAAACAAAGGAGAAGUACAGGAACGGAAAGGGUUUCUUAACGAAUUGAAGAAAACGUGGAAUCUAUUCAUAACAAAAGAGAUUCUCAUACUCAAUAUCACAUUCUGCUUCACUGGUAUGCAGCAUGCUUUCACAUAUGGAGUAAUAAGUCCAAGCGUUGGGUUCACAACAGCUUUUGGAAACCAAUCCAAACAGCUAGUAGCACUCUCUGGAAUAUGUAUAGCCAUUGGGGAGGUAUCUGGUGGUGUGUGUCAAGUGCUGCUCAACCGAGUGUUUGUCCGCUGCAAGCUCGGAAGAAGUGCAGUAAUCGUGUUCGGCUUCCUCGUCCAACUACUCUCAUUCUCUCUUAUCUUCAUCAACUUGCCGAACAGCGCAAGUUAUGGAGAGAGUUAUGAGGAAGCGAUCAUCCAUCCAAGUGCCGCUGUUGCAAUGCUGUGCAGCUUCAUGCUAGGGCUGAGUGACAGUUGUCUCAACACUCAAAACUUCUCUAUUCUGGCUGUGCUUUUCCCACUGGAUAGUGCACAGUCUUGUGCGCUCUAUAAGUUUAUCAAGAGUUUCCUAGUGGGAAUCGGUUUCUUCGUAUCAAGCCACAUUGGUCUCCACACGCAGCUGAUGAUCCUAGCCCCUGCAGGAGCUGUCAGUACGCUUGCAUUCAUGUACGUUGACAGAUACGCUACCAAGGCCAAGUGGGCCAAUGAAGACUGGGACUCAGCAGACGAAGAUCAUACGGGGAACAUGACUAAAUUGUAGACCAUAAGCUGUUAUGUUAGCUGGAUGUUCUUACUACAAUGCUC